GCCUGUUAUUUUAGAAACUAGUGGACGCGGGGGAAGAGUAAGAGUUAAUUUAUAGUUUAUUAUCACGUGAUAAUAUGCAACAUAAGGAUCUUCAAAUAGUACUGUAACAAAACUCGUUCACAGUCGUAAAUAAUUAUGGAAGAAGCAUCAAGGCAACGUAAAGAACGUCUUGAGGCUUUAAGGAAACGUAAAUUAGACUCGGAUACAAAUAAAAAUGAUGCAGAAGAAGAUAGUAAUAAUAUCGAAAAUCCAAUAUUAAAAUUUCGCAAUUAUACACCGAUAAAUGAAGAUAUAAAAUCAAUAUCAACGGUUAACAUAGCUACACCAAAAGACAUAACUGAUACUUUAGAGAAUACGGUUGAAAAAAUAGCUAAACAAGUUAAAGAAGAGGAAGAAAAGAAGCGUGAAGAAGAAGUAGAUUUAUUUAAUUUAGCACCAAAAAAACCAAAUUGGGAUCUCAAAAGAGAUGUAGAAAAGAAAUUAGCUAAAUUAGAAAAAAAAACACAAUCUAGUAUUGCUGAACUAAUAAGGAUAAGAUUACAAAGUGAAUCAAAUGAAGACGCAAGUGUUGAUUUGGUUGAUGCUGUUAAUGCACAACAAAAAGCUGAUACUGAUGGUGAAGAGUCUGAUUAGAUUGACUUGAAGUAGCUAUAUUCAAUUAACUAAAUGAAAACUUUAUUGAGAAAUAAAUUUAAAUUUUCAUGGUAAUUUUAGACUAUAAAAACAAAAACUAAAUAAGUAAAUAUAUAAGUUAAUUAUCAUUUAA
Molecule: messenger RNA, 766 nt
Organism: Rhizophagus irregularis DAOM 181602=DAOM 197198
Lineage: Eukaryota; Fungi; Glomeromycota; Glomeromycetes; Glomerales; Glomeraceae
Cellular component (GO): U2-type spliceosomal complex; post-mRNA release spliceosomal complex
Source: RefSeq, a predicted model, not a curated record